AUGGUUCGGAAGGCGAACGGCAGUAUUCGGAUUUGCGGUGAUUAUUUCACGGGCUUGAACGACGCUCCCCAACCGCACCAAUACCCGUUACCGUUGCCGGAAGACAUCUUCAUCAAGCUCACCAACUGGAAGGUAUUCAGCAUCAUCGACAUGUCAAAAUUGUACCUGCAGCUUGAAGUCGACGAAUCAUCGAGCAAGCUCCUCGCGAUCAUCACCCUCUGGGGCAUCUACAAAGUCAACCGACUGGCCCCUGGGGUGAAAGCCGCGCCGGGAGCGUUCCAACUACUCGUUGACACCAUGUUGACGGGUCUUAAGCACACUUGCGGUUACAUCGAUUACAUCGUAGCCGGCGGAGAAGAUGAAGAACAUCAUUGGCGGAACCUGAACGCACUUUUCCAGCGGCUGCAAGAGAUCGGGUUCACAGUCCGAUUCGAAAAGUGCUCUUUCGGACGUCAGCAGAUUCAAUAUGUUGGACACUUACUCGACCACCAUGGAGUUCGUCCCGAUCCAGCCAAGAUCGAAGCCAUCAAGCUCAUGCCGGAACCCACGGACGUGUCGGGAGUUCGGUUGUUUCUCGGAGCCGUAAACUUCUACGAGAAAUUCGUACCAAAUAUGCGAGCUCUGUGCUACCCACUGGACAAACUGCUGAAGACGGAGUCAAAUUCUCUUGGACAGCGGAUUUCGAUGCGUCCUCAAUCGGUCUGGGAGCGAACAUCAGUCACCGUUUUCCCGAUGGUACAAUCAAAGUCUUCCAAUAUGCGUCGAGAGCCUUGGCACCAGCCGAGCGUAACUACAGCCAAACGGAUUGAAGUCCACCGCAUGAUAUUCGGACGCAAGAUCCUCCUCCAAACCGACCAUCAACCACUACUUCGAAUCUUCGGGAGCAAGAAGGGCAUCCCAGUGUAUACUGCCAACCGUCUGCAACGCUGGGCCCUGACGCUGUUGAUGUACGACUUCGUCAUGCAGUACGUGGCCACGGACAAAUUUGUACAACAAAGCACCAAGACGGACGCGGUGCUCAAGAAGGUCUACUGGUACUUCCAGGAAGGCUGGCCAAAUUUCCUGGCCAGCGACGCAGAUUGA
Molecule: messenger RNA, 1083 nt
Organism: Ochlerotatus camptorhynchus
Lineage: Eukaryota; Metazoa; Arthropoda; Insecta; Diptera; Culicidae
Exons: 3
Coding region: 1-1083 (360 amino acids)
Source: RefSeq, a predicted model, not a curated record